Messenger RNA from Rhizophagus irregularis DAOM 181602=DAOM 197198, 468 nucleotides. The record is from RefSeq and is a predicted model, not a curated record. NCBI's taxonomy places the organism in Eukaryota, Fungi, Glomeromycota, Glomeromycetes, Glomerales, Glomeraceae.
GAGUGGAUACCUUAUAAUAAAUUAUCAAAUAUUAGUUAUUAUGAUAAAGGAGGAUUUAGUGAAAUUCAUAAAGCUAUAUGGUCAGAUGGACCUAUUUUUAGUUGGAAUUUUGACAAGCAACAAUGGAACAGAUGUAAUUUUCAAACAGGCUAUGAAGUCAUUCUUAAAACACUUAAUAAUUCAUCAAGUUUAGAUGAUAAAUUUCUAGAUGAGAUGAGUUAUGCAAAAAAAGGAAGUUUGAGAAAAUGUUUAACUAAUAUAAUUAAAUUUAAGUGGCAAGACAAGUUACAAUUAUUGAAAAAAAUUGUAUUAGGACUUAAAGUAAUUCAUGAAUCAAAUUUAACUCAUGGUGACUUUCAUGAUGGUAAUAUUUUAAUGUCAGAUAAUUACAAUGAGUUAUUUAUUAUUGAUUUAGGAUUAUGUAAACCUAUAAGUGAUUUACAGGAUUCUGAUAAUAAAAUUUAUGGA